Molecule: messenger RNA, 4547 nt
Organism: Venturia canescens
Lineage: Eukaryota; Metazoa; Arthropoda; Insecta; Hymenoptera; Ichneumonidae
Gene: rig
Product: rigor mortis
Exons: 9
Coding region: 334-4323 (1329 amino acids)
Biological process (GO): spliceosomal snRNP assembly
Cellular component (GO): nucleus; SMN complex
Molecular function (GO): mRNA 3'-UTR binding; protein binding
Source: RefSeq, a predicted model, not a curated record
CGCGCAGUUCGCCCUGGCGGUCACCGCAGAGUCGAGGAUUUGUCGGAACAAGUGAAAAAAAAUCGGGUGUUUGCACGACUUUUGAAGAAUUAAAUAUUUAAAAAAAUAAAAAUAAAAAACGGUUGUUAAAAGUGAGAGAUGCGUGCGAUCAUUCAUGGGUAAUGGAGGGGACGGUGAAAAAAUAUUCCAAAAAAUGGUAAAACUGUCAGUUUAAGGAAAAUCGCGAAUUUCAGUGUUCGGAAAAAAGAAUAAUUCGUGCACAUCGUUCAUCAAUCAUUUACUGAUUGAUUGACUAAAUCGGUGGGUUUGGAACGAAUAGAUCGAUAGGCCAAGAUGAAUGAAGUUACAUUGCCUCCGUCGCCAAAUUGGUACCUCAACAGCAUAUUGUCUUGUGCUAACGAUGGAACAGUCGCUUGGGGUGCCAGAAAUUCUAUAGUUGUGGCCAAACCACAGGAGAACAGCAAAAAUCUCAGUUAUUCUCUCAUCAGUAACGCACAUCCCGACAAGGUUACUAGUCUUGCAUUUUCUCCAGAAUAUGGACAACCGCAUAAGAAUCUCCUCAUAUCUGGAGGAGAUGAACACAUAGCAAGGAUAUGGAAUUUGGACACUAUGAGCGCCAUAUUGUCUCAACAAUAUAUUGAUACAAAACAAAAAGUUAUAGCAGUCGAUUGGUCAAAAUGCAAUCCAGAUCUCGUGUGUUUCGUGAGUCACGAGGGUCUUCUAAUGGCUUGGACUAUUUCUUACAACGGUUGCCAAUUAUUUUCAUUUGGCAAAUUAACCGCCACGUGUUUGGCAUGCUCGCCUCACAAGUCGAAUAUAGUUGCGAUGGGAUGUAAAAGUGGUCUUGUAUACAUCCUGAACUUGCAAGGGAAUGGGACUAUAAAUUAUAAACUGAGGGGUCACGAUGUCGAGAUCACGAGUCUCUCUUGGUGUCCUAUUGAUGAAAAUAUUGUUACUGACUCAGGAUCUAAGGAUAUGCUUCUUGCUUCUGGAGCAAAAGACAAAUUUGUAUUCGUGUGGCGAGCAGGUAGUGAUGGACGCUAUGAAUUGAAUAUUCCUAUGCCAGUUGCGCCAAUGAAUUCAAGCCAGCACAGAGUUAAAAUGCCCGCCUCCGUCGGAAAUUGGACGGCUGUUUGUUGGUCCCAACCAAAAACACUUAUGGUCAGUUCUUCCUGGGGUGAAUUAAUAUCCUGGGAUCUCACGAGUGGUGCUAAAAAUCAACCUACUUGCAAACUCUUACAUGCUCAUCAUACGCGUGGAUUAUUUUGCAUUGCGGAUGUGCCAAGAAAGGCUCCGACAGAGGAAAAAACUUGGAGAAAUUCUUCACCUACAAUCGUAUGGACACUCGCGCAAGAUCGUCAAGUGAUAAAAAGUUCGGUGAUGGGCCCAUUAUGUACACUCGAAUACAGUACACCUACUCAAGGUGGAUACAUUUACUGUAUGGCUGCUUGUCCUCUGGAUACUUCGCGAAUAGCUUUUGGUGCUGGAGAUGCGAUGUUAAGGUUGUGGAAUUUAUCGGAGCCUCACCAGACAACUUUCGAUGUGACAACGCAGUGGCAAAAAAUAAUGGGAAAAAUUCGAUCGAUCGCUUGGCAUCCGGAAAAAGAAAAUUUAUUGGCUUUUGGAACUGGCGAGGGACGUGUCGGUGUUUGGGACACGAAUUCGAACACGAAACCCCCGAUUCUGUAUCGUCAGUACCAUCGGCAUACUGUUUAUUCUCUCGGAUGGGGUCCCAAUCCGGAUAACGAAAGUUUUGUUCUUUACUCCUGCGGUGAUAACGAACUCGUCUACUAUCCAUCGGAAAAACCUACACAAGAAGCCAAGUGCAUCGUGAAAAAAAACUGUACGGAGUUCGCCUGGAAACCAAACUAUACUUGUAUCGCAGUCGGUUACAACGAUGGAGCAAUUUCUCUCAUGAGCCGAAAUUUCAGCGAAAUUGGUAAACCAUUUUAUGCAAUGAAGAACGCGGUGCAGUGUUUAGCUUGGCAUCCUGACAGUACUUCGACCGAUUUGGGUUUUUCUCCACUACGAAAUUAUCUGGCAGUUGCGAUAAAUUCGCCGACGAUAACGAUUCUUGAUGCAACGGAGUUACUGAACGUUCUAGAGAAUUCUAAAGUGUCAAACGAAAUUGAAAGGACUGCCGAAAACGAUUUGGCGCGGUUUAAAAUCGUGGCGAGUCUGACAGGGCACAGCGACAAAGUAGUUUCACUGGCAUGGAGCUCGCACUUCAGUGGGUACUUGAUAUCCGCAAGCUAUGAUAACACAGCGCAAGUUUGGAGCAUCGAGACGCAGCGGCUCAUCGCAACUUACACCGGUCAUAAAGCACCGGUGCAAUGUUGCAUGUGGAGUCCUUUGAAUCCGGACUACGCAAUAACCGGCUCGUCUGAUUUUAUCGUGCGGGUUUGGAAAAUUUCGGAUCAGGAAGUCGUUCAACCUGUUGAAAAAAUAUAUCAGAAACGUAUAAGAACGAAGAAAAGCAAGAGCAAAAAAGCAGCUCAAGAAGUACCUAAUGAAAUGGCUCCAGAGACGAAAGCAUGCGAGUCAGAACCGUUGAAAUCGGAAGUUCCGGAUCAGACUAAGGAAAGUGUUCAUAUUAGUAACGGUCUAAAGCCAAUAAAGGAAAAACCAAAAAAAGGCUCUUAUCUUUCGGCGUAUUCGAAACGUUUGUCUGAUAAGUCUGCUUACGUUGAAUCACUUCGAGAUCUUAUGACUAAAGAUUGGAAAGUCGGGACGGAUGUGGUGGAUGAAAAAACGGAUGAGAGUACUGAAAAAAUUCCAACGAUUUUUGGCAGCUCGAAAAAUAUCACGAUGAUUUUGGAUCAAGAACACAUUUCUCUCAAGAGUCAAGCUCAUUACAAUAUGAGCACAGAAAUAAGUAUGUGGAACAAUGGCUUGAGGAAAAAUUUGCAAGAAGCCAUAGCGGAGAAGAGAUUAAAUGAUUUUUUGGUGUCUCUCUCAGCUGGUCUGUCUAUGAAAACCUGGCAAGAGACUUGCGAAGCUUACGCGACUCAAUUAGUGUUUGAAUCGAAUCCCACAAAGGCUGUUUCUUAUCUUCUUUCCAUUCAUAAGAUUCAUCGUGCAAUCGAAAUUUACAUUGAUCAAAAAAUGUACAAAGAAGCUUACGUUCUCGCGAGAUGCAAAGUUGACAAAGAAGAUGAAAUAUUAACGAAGAUUCUCAACGAAUGGGCGAACAACGCGAGCAGAGACGGUAAUUUCGAGGAAGCAGCUCAAUGUUAUGUUAAACUUGGGGAUUUUGCAAAAGCCGCUAGACUUUUGAGCCGACGAAAAGAUCUCAAAGUUUUGGAACUCAGUGCGGAACUUGGACAACUCACCAGUGAGCCCGGGUUGUCCGAGUCUUUGGCCGAACAAGCUUUCAACGAGUGUCUUCUUGUUUCGGACUGUGCAACUGCAAGAAAAUUUGUCGAAAAAUUUUCAGAAAUAAAUCAUCGUCGAGCACAGUUAGAAGUAUUUGAAGAAAUGAAAAAAAUUGUGGCAAAAGUUAUCGAUCCUUGUACGAUGUCCGCGUGGAUUGAGGAUGGAGGGGGAAGUAAUCUUUUGGAAACAUUGCGAUCAAAAUGCGAGAAUAAUCUUGAUCAUUACAAUGUUUUGUCACAGGCUACAAAUUUCUCUACUCCAGAAAACGAGCAAAUGCUUUGGAUCACUGCGAGUCAUUAUUUAGCAUUAUACGCAAUCGCGGAUUCGUUACAAAAACAAAUUUGCCAUUUAGUUGCCGCUGUCGGAGCCGUUUCACAGUAUGAAACUGUUUAUCCAACGAAAACAAACAGCAACGGUGGAAGUUUACUGAUCAGAUUACUCGUUAAUUUAGAAAAUACAAGUCCUGAAAACGAGAAUAGUUUAUUUGUUAAAAAUGACUUGAGUGUUUGUAAGAGUUUACGAGCUUUCUUGUGUCUCGGUCUUCUCGAUUGGCUCAAUUCCCACGAUAUUACUGAUCUCAAAAAUCUCGACAAAAUUUUGAGACUCGUCGAAAACAUGUUAGAGGAUACUCUCAAUAAGCAGAGCGUCGAGUACUCGACAAUGACGAACGAGAUCAACAAACUCGAGACUUCACUCGCAGCUGCACUCGGAAGUUUUCAAAAACCUGAGGACGAAAAUGAAGACAAAGAAAAUAGGAAGCGUCUUCUCGAAAGAUUGGAUCACUUGAGGAACGAAAAAAAACGUUUUUUGGAAGAACGCGUUUGCGCGCCCAGUCCAAUGCUCGCUUAUAGCAAAGCGACCGAAUUAGCGAGUAUUCUAGCGGACGGUGACACUAAGGAUAGUUUCACGAAAACCCUGACCGAGACAUGGUUGAAAGCGAUAUCCUAAAGCAGUAUUACAAUUUACCAAUCGUAGAACGAUUGAUAAAAUAUCUGGGCUUUAUUUUUAUACGAAAUUUUUUGUACGAUAGCACUGAGAUUUUUUGGUUUUUCUUUCGCUCCCCUUCGAUAACGAAGAAUACUUUUUUUCAUUAAAGUUUGCAGUUUUGUUGGAAGAUAGAAAACAGGCAAAAUUUUCAUUUCAGGAAUAAAAACACUUUUAUACAAUUAAAA